CUACAUGCACGAAUGGCCACUGAACGCCAAAACUAAGUGAAAGGACUUCAAAGAAACAUCGCCCCCCAAUCUUUGGUGGUAGGAGUGAGCAAGUCGGAGCAUCCAACCGCAGCCAUGGAGGAUGUUUCGGUCAUGUUUGACGAAGGCCGUGUUGAAGUCAAGGUCAACUCCGCGGUCUUGAUGCUGGCUUCCCCGGUCUUCCAUAGCAUGCUGACGCAGACAAUGAAGGAAAGUGAAACCAAGCAGAUCGAGUUGCCAGAUAAGGAUCCUGAGGAGUUCAAGGUGUUGAUGUCCUUCUUGAUCCCCCCAACUGCUCGCCUGCAAAGGAUUUCAGUGGAGAAUGUGGACUUCCUCUUGGUGUGGAGUGAUGAGUACUGCAUUGAUCCAUUGAAGUCUGAAUGCCUUGAGUUUAUCCAGACGCAGCCAGCUUCAAUCCAACGAGUGCUUCAGGCUUAUGCCUUUGACCUACACGAGUACUUGGACCAGUGCAUUCGCGAGCUCCUUGCUGCAAAGACAGAGGAUUGGAGCCCUUGCUACGGGGAGCAGAAACUCGUGCAACAAAUCAUGGAAAGUGCUGUGAAGUUGCUCAUGUCUCAUGUUCAUAAGGAGGGGAAGCUGGACUUUGGCCACCACUUGCAGUGCAUCAAAUGUUCACGCGCCUACAAUGCCGGAUGGCAGUGCUCUCAAUGCAAGUACAAAUAAUGUUGAAGAAGUUGAAGAAUAGUGAAUGCUGGCUCACCUGACUCUAUGCCAUCGGGAUACGCAGGUCCAAUUUAAAUCUCAGAGGCAGACCUGGCAGCCUUUUGUAGAAUGCUCUUGUCCUUUGCAGUCCGAAAGAAUGAUGUGUUCGACAUUGUGUUGCAC
Messenger RNA from Durusdinium trenchii, 864 nucleotides. NCBI's taxonomy places the organism in Eukaryota, Dinophyceae, Suessiales, Symbiodiniaceae. The record is from the annotation of a GenBank genome assembly.